Molecule: messenger RNA, 3693 nt
Organism: Fonsecaea multimorphosa CBS 102226
Lineage: Eukaryota; Fungi; Ascomycota; Eurotiomycetes; Chaetothyriales; Herpotrichiellaceae
Exons: 3
Coding region: 1-3693 (1230 amino acids)
Biological process (GO): intracellular signal transduction
Molecular function (GO): guanyl-nucleotide exchange factor activity
Source: RefSeq, a predicted model, not a curated record
AUGGCAGACUAUGGUCUGCCCGAUUCUCGCUAUUAUGGUGCAAGGCCACCUCCUCCACAGCAUGGAGGUCCGGCCGACCAAAGAGAUACUGCCUUCCAUAAUAUCUUUGGCGGUGCUCCUCCUCCGGGGAGAUCCCAGACAAUGACAACACAGUCUGCGGGUGGCAUGUAUGAUCGGCUGCCCAGCAUGACCAAUAUGAGUUCGCAACACCAACCUCAUACCAUGUCCAUGAGACAGGGACCCCCUCCUCCAAUGCGUCAGAUGCCUCAAUCCUACGAUCGCUCCAACGGCAUUGCUCCGGGCCAGCCUUAUACAAAUGGCGCCAACAGUACAAGACCGGCGCCACACAAUCCCGCGCCCAUGUUUCCUGACCGACGACCUUAUCCUCCGCCUCAGCGGAUAGAUGCGCGACCUAAUGGCCCAUCUUCAAUGUCGAUGUCGAACUAUGAUCGGAGGCCUGUUCCCAACCGAAUGCCUCCUCCAGCAUUGAACAAUGACGGUUACAGAUCGCGGUCCAUGGUGAGGCCUGGAGAGCCGACCAUGGGCUAUCGUCCGCCACCCAGUAGCUUCCAGCAGGGUACAGCCAGUGCUUUCAGACAGCAACCUUAUGCAGGAGUGGGUGGCUCAAGGACGACAGCCCAAGGCAGACACAUACCGGAAAGAGUUGAUGGGGAUAGAUCCAUGUCGAUGGGAUCGUACGCUUUAGAUCGAGAUCAUACACAGCAACUCACAAGUGGCAGAGUCGUGCCUCAUCGUCGCCGCGAAUCAGAAUCAGACCCUUUCGCAGAUCACCAUGCCUCAUCUAAUGGCUCCUUUAGCUCCACCAAUUCUCCAGGAUACGGUAUCACUCCACGGUCGCGGCGCCCUAGUGAAGGAAGUAAUCCCCCGCGCACUGUGUCUGCCGCUUCUGCCACCUCAGCUUCGUCUGACUUGACGCCGACAACCACCAUGAAUGGAUCUCGCAACGACAGCUUGAUGAGUAGACCGACAGGCUCGGCCCAUUCAUCGGCCAGCCAGACAACGACCGUCGUCCAAAGAAAGUCGCCCCUAGUCUACCCUGCCCUUCUGUCACGCGUUGCAAGCGCUUUUCAGGAAAGAAUCGGCGUCGGCGACAGAAGCAAGAAUGACCUUUCUUACAAGAAUGCCUUCACAGGAGCUGAGGCUGUUGACUUAAUCGCCUACAUCAUCAAGACAACCGACAGGAACCUUGCGCUACUUCUCGGACGAGCCCUUGACGCCCAAAAGUUCUUUCACGACGUUACCUAUGAGCAUCGACUCAGGGAUGCCCCCGGAGAAGUUUACCAGUUCCGAGAAACGAUGGGAGAAGAGGCGUCCUCGAAAGAUGUCAACGGUGUCUUCACCUUGCUGACAGAAUGUUAUUCUCCAACUUGCACCAAAGACCAUCUCUGCUACUCGAUCGCAUGUCCUCGGCGGCUGGAACAGCAAGCACGCCUGAAUUUACGGCCGCAGCCCGGAUUACGACAUUCAAACUCGAGAGGCAGCUUACACGGCGAGGAAGAUCAAGAACAGAAGCUCUGGAUCAAUAGCGUGCCAAAGGAGGUUGCGGACAAGAUUGAUGACAGAGAGAAGAAGAGACAGGAAGUCAUCUCAGAGAUCAUGUACACAGAACGUGACUUUGUCAAGGAUCUGGAAUAUCUCCGCGAUUUCUGGAUAAGGCCACUUCGCGGCGCUGGCAAUGUCAUGUCUCCAAUAAAAGAGGAGAGGCGAGAGAAAUUUGUCCGCACCGUCUUCGGCAACUGUCUAGAGGUUCUUGCAGUGAAUGGCAGGUUUGCGGAGGAGUUGUCAAAGCGGCAGAAAGAACAACACGUGGUGCACACUAUUGGUGAUAUCUUUCUCAGAUUUGUGCCGCAAUUCGAUCCUUUCAUCAAAUACGGAGCGAACCAGAUGUACGGCAAAUACGAAUUCGAGAAAGAGAAAGGCGCCAACCCAGCUUUCUCGCGGUUCGUUGACGAGACUGAGCGCCUCAAGGAGUCCAGAAAGCUCGAGCUGAACGGAUACCUUACCAAACCAACAACGCGAUUAGCCAGAUACCCACUCCUGCUGGACAAUGUAUUGAAAUACACAAAAGAUGACAACCCAGACAAAAAGGAUAUACCCAAAGCCAUCGGCCUGAUUAAGGAUUUCCUGGCUCGAGUCAAUGCGGAGAGUGGCAAAGCUGAGAAUCACUUCAACUUGCUUCAGCUCAAUCAACAGCUCAAGUGGAAUGCGGGAGAGUACACGGAUCUGAAACUUACUGAGGAGAAUCGGGUCAUUCUGACCAAGAUGAGCUUCAAGAAGUCUCCCACCGACAGCGCAGAAGUACAAGUAUACCUCUUUGAUCACGCGGUGCUCAUGUGCCGUGUUAAAACUGUCAACAAACGAGAGGAACUUCGAGUGUACAGAAAGCCGAUUCCACUGGAGCUCCUCGUUAUUGCCGAAAUGGAUCAAGUCAUUCCCCGCCUGGGUCUUGCAAAGCGGUCCUCGUCUAGUCUCAUCCCUGGCAACAAACCAUCCACUUCAAGCACCCCCGGUCAGAAAGAGGUGUACCCCAUUACUUUUCGACAUCUUGGAAAAGGUGCAUAUGAGCUUCAACUAUAUGCCACCUCCAUCACACAACGCAAAAAGUUUAUUGAACUAGUGGAAGAGCAGCAAAGCAAACUUCGCGAUCGAAGCAGUGCCUUCUACACCAAGACUAUUUUGUGCGAAAAUUUCUUCAAUGCUCAGAACCGGGUCAACUGUCUCGUGCCAACCGAUGGAGGCCGCAAGCUCAUUUAUGGAACUGACAACGGUAUUUACAUCGCUGAUCGAUGGCCAAAGGACAAGACCAUCAAGCCGAAGCGCAUUCUCGACGCCACUCAGGUUUCCCAAAUCGACACGCUGGAAGAGUAUCGGCUACUGCUGGUGUUGUCAAACAAAACACUCACUUCAUAUCCUUUUGACGCACUGGAUCCGAAUAACCAGAACCCACUGGCGACAAGACCGCGCAAGAUCCAGGGGCAUUCCAACUUCUUCAAAGCGGGAAUUGGAUUGGGGCGACAUUUGGUGUGCUCUGUGAAGACCUCGGCAUUAUCCACCACCAUCAAGGUAUACGAGCCCAUGGACGAUCUUACUAAGGGUAAGAAGAAGCCGGCAAUCAGUAAGAUGUUUGCCAGUGGCCAAGAUGCUCUGAAGCCUUUCAAGGAAUUCUACAUCCCAGCUGAAUCGACAUCAGUACACUAUCUCCGCUCCACUCUAUGUGUUGGCUGCGCCAGGGGUUUCGAAGUCGUCUCGCUAGAGACCACCGAGCGACAAUCCCUGCUCGACCAAGCCGAUACAUCGCUUGACUUUGUGACGCGCAAAGAGAACGUCAAACCCAUCCACAUUGAACGUCUUAACGGCGAAUUCCUGCUCAACUAUUCCGAUUUCAGCUUUUUCGUUAACCGCAACGGAUGGCGUGCAAGGCAGGACUGGAAGAUCACGUGGGAGGGAACACCGCAAGCCUUUGCACUGAAUUAUCCGUACAUCCUCGCCUUUGAGCCAUCUUUCAUCGAGAUACGGCAUAUUGAGACGAGCGAGUUGAUUCACGUGAUGACGGGCAAAAAUGUGCGGAUGUUGCACUCGAGUUUGAGAGAGAUUCUGUAUGCUUACGAAGACGAGAACGGCGAGGAUGUGAUUGCUAGUCUUGACUUCUGGACCCAGGCUCAAGGCAGUUAG